AUGACCCGAGAACGAUCGAAUCAAGUGAGUCCCUCGAACCUGACAGUCGAAGAGGACGGACCGUCGCAAGUUAUCAAGUACAUUAUAUUCUUUGUCAACGUUCUGUUCUGGUUCUUGAGUAUCCUUGUCCUUGGCAUUGGCAUUUACGUUAUGGUAGAAAAACGUGACGUAUACAGCAAACUGACAGAUUUGUAUUACGACCCCGCAGUCAUAUUCGUGGUAUUUGGAGGCCUGUUGUUUAUUAUAACCUUCACUGGUUGUAUCGGAGCGCUACGCGAAAAUACCUGCCUCCUGGUGUUUUACGCGGGAAUCAUCAUCUUUCUGUUGAUUCUGGAAAUCGUUUGCGGGAUAAUUGGUUUCGUUAACAGCGCAAAAGUGGAAGAGAAAGUCGAUGAAAAGCUACGCAACGCCAUCGUUUUUUACCGCGAUCCGCUGAAGCCAGACCUUCACUUUUUGAUCGACACUGCGCAAUCAGAACUGGGUUGCUGUGGCUCGAAGGCUUAUACCGAUUGGGAAGCCAACUUUUACUUCAACUGCUCGGCUCCUUCGGCCGUGAUUUCAGCUUGCGGUGUUCCAUAUUCGUGUUGCAAAACGGAAGAGCUACAGACAAACCGACAAUGCGGUUAUGGAAUAGAUAAACUCACUUUAGCUGCGCGGGAGCAGAGAAUCAAUGUACAAGGAUGUCUUACCGUAUCGGUGCAGUUUCUUAAAGAUAACCUUGUUCUGAUAGCUGGGCUAUCGCUUGCUGUCAUUGCAUUACAGAUAAUAUCUCUGUGCCUUGCACUGACUUUUAGGGGGCAAAUUCUUGGGGUAAAAGAGACAUAUGGGACAUAGUAAUUUCUGAUCAAUUGUGUUCACACUGUUUUUUGUUUCAAAGCGGAUGCAGUCAGUUACUGUAUCAUGUUCAUUCACACUAGAUCGUUAGUUUAUUUCACACUGAAUAAUCUGAUGUGGUAAUGGCCUCCUACUGAGUCAAAAUGGUCACACGAACUGUGUUUACUGACGCCCCCUCCACACACUCGUGUAUCUAAUCUGGUAGAGA
Messenger RNA from Porites evermanni, 1042 nucleotides. NCBI's taxonomy places the organism in Eukaryota, Metazoa, Cnidaria, Anthozoa, Scleractinia, Poritidae. The record is from the annotation of a GenBank genome assembly.